Epinephelus lanceolatus (giant grouper) is the source of this 2649-nucleotide messenger RNA. RefSeq names its product snake venom 5'-nucleotidase-like. The record is from RefSeq and is a predicted model, not a curated record. Gene Ontology annotation, molecular function: metal ion binding; 5'-nucleotidase activity; nucleotide binding. Gene Ontology annotation, cellular component: plasma membrane. Lineage: Eukaryota; Metazoa; Chordata; Actinopteri; Perciformes; Serranidae. Gene Ontology annotation, biological process: AMP catabolic process.
AUGAGCGGCUGGACGUCUCCUCGCGCUCUCCUGACCUCCCUCUGCCUCUUUCUGCUUUUGCACUGCUCAGGCGCUGCGUCGACUUUCGAGGUAACGCUGCUGCACACCAACGACAACCAUGCACGGAUCGAGGAGACCAGCGAGGACUCGGGGAAGUGUCUAGACGGGGGUCCGUGCUUCGCCGGGGUCGCCAGAAGGUUCACCAAAGUGUCGGAGAUCCGCAAAAAGGAGAAGAACGUGCUGCUUCUGGAUGCUGGGGACCAGUUUCAGGGGACUAUCUGGUUCAACUACUAUAAAGGUGCCGAGGCAGCAUACUUCAUGAAUAAACUCGGCUAUGACGCGAUGGCUUUUGGAAACCAUGAGUUUGACAAUGGAGUGGAGGGUCUGAUAAAGCCCUUUCUCCAGAAUGUGAGUUGCGCUGUGGUGAGUGCCAACAUAAAACUUGACCAGACUCUAGAUGCAACCUUCAGCAUCCAGUACCAGCCCUACACACUCCUAGAUGUUGGCUCAGAGAAAGUGGCUGUGGUCGGCUACACCACUGCAGAAACCCCACUCUUAUCCCAGUCAGGCCCACACCUACAGUUUGAGGAUGAGGUGCAGGCACUUCAGAUUCAGGUCGAUAAGCUGAGAACCCUGGGUUAUAAUAAGAUCAUCGCCCUGGGCCACUCUGGCUUUGACGUAGAUCAAGACAUUGCCAAGCGUGUGAGAGGAGUCGACGUUGUUAUUGGAGGACACACCAACACUUUCCUCUACACUGGAAAACCACCAUCCACUGAAGUACCUGCAGGUCCGUACCCUUUUAUGGUGAGGUCUAACAAUGGGAGAGAUGUGCCGGUGGUCCAGGCCUUUGCCUUUGGGAAGUACCUGGGAUACUUGAAAGUUACCUUUGACGAGGCCGGGAAUGUGGUGAAGGCUGUUGGGAACCCCAUCCUGAUGGACAGCAGCAUACCUCAAGACCCAGACAUCCUUGCUGACAUUGAGGAGUGGAAGAAAGGUUUGGCUCAGUACUCCUCGAAGUAUGUCGGACAGACCUUAGUCUACCUCAACGGGACGUUUGAAGAGUGCCGAUUUCGGGAGUGUAACCUUGGAAAUCUGAUCUGUGAUGCUGUGAUCUAUCACAACAUCAAGUAUUCAAGUGAGCCGCAGUGGAAUCACGUGGGGAUAUGUAUGCUGAACAGUGGGACCAUACGGUCAGCUAUAAGCGAGCGCUACAGGAAUGGUACCAUAACUAUGGAGGAGAUCCUCACCGUCUUACCGUUCGGAGAGACCUAUGACUUGGUCCAGAUAAAGGGAUCGACAGUGAAAAAGGCAUUUGAACAUUCCGUUCACAGAUAUGGGAGCAUGUCUGGAGAGUUUCUACAAGUCUCAGGUAUUCACGUUCAGUACGACCUCUCCAAACCAGUGAACCAGCGUGCAGUGUCCAUUUCGAUGCGCUGCACUGAGUGCCGUGUGCCCAAGUAUGAACCAUUAGAUCUGGAGAAGCUGUACACUGUGGCCAUGCCUUCGUACAUGGUGGGUGGAGGUGAUGGCUUUAACAUGAUCAAGGAUGAGUUACUGAAGCAUAACACAGGUGACAUGGACAUUGCUGUCUUCUCCAAAUACAUCUCAGACAUGAAGCGUGUUUACCCCACAGUGGAAGGCCGGAUCACGUUCAGGAACUCGGCUGUCUUCACAGCCCACAGCCUCGGUUUGAUGCUGAUGGGUUUAUGGCUGUCCCUGACCCUCUGAUUGGCUUUGUACACUUUGAGAAACUGUGACAGACUGAAGGGCAUUUUGGGCUGCCUGUGAAUUCCUCUGGGACUUAGUUAACGGCCUUUCCGUCUCACUGCCUCCAAGGAUAACUAGAAGACAACAGGAUUGCAGGUUCAGUCUGAGAGUAGAUUCAGUCAGUGAUUUAAACAGCUGAUUAUAAGGACAAGGGGAGUUCUUUAAGAACAUCUGUCACACGUGUCAAAGGAUUAACUUCAGUAUGAAAGUGGUAAAUAUGUAUUGGAUAUUACUAACAUUGUUGACUGUAACGUGAAUGUAUUUUUUCAUGUGUAUCUGAAAGAACUGAAGUGUUAUGAAUGUCUAAGCCCAAAGACUGCAAGGCAGUGAGAUAAUGAACAGAUAGAAAGCUGCCUGGCGGCGAUAUCACGCCCUCGCUCAUUUAAUAGGAACACAUGGAAACAAGCCAAAGUAUUUAUGCACCUGAAUGUGCCUAGGUAUUUUUUGACUUUCAUUUGACACCACCUAUUAAGAUUUAAAAAUGAGCAGCGUGAUUGCUCAUCAAAUCUCUUUUUUGUAAAGAAUUAUUGCUGUUUGAGUAUGUUUAAGUUAAAGAAGCAAAUUUAUUGUGACAGCAGAUACAUAUGAUCUGUAAAUAAGAGUUUUUGUUUGUUCUCAUGACCGUGCAUGAGCCUCUCCCCAUCUUCACUAGUCGACAGGUUAAUCUAUACAGAAAUAACGCAGAGACCUGAUAGAAUCAAAUAUUGUUGUUUAAAAUCUGUUGAAUACUUUUGUUUUUCUUAUAACAUCUGAUUGCAUAUUUUGUUUACUCCAAAGUCACCUUUAUGAAGCACUUUUGUCAACUUGUUAGAAAAAAAUGAAAGUGGAAAUAUAUUCUGUUUUUAUAUGUGAAGAAAUAAAGUGCAUCCUGACAGUAAUAAA